AUGAGUUUUGGUAACCAAACCCCCACAAUUGUUGUUCUAAAAGAGGGCACCGAUCAAUCACAAGGUCGUGGUCAAAUUAUUUCAAAUAUUAAUGCAUGUUUGGCAAUCCAAGAAACCUUAAAACCAACGUUGGGUCCUUUAGGGUCAGAUAUUUUGAUUGUAAACUCUCAAGGUAAGACUACCAUUUCUAACGACGGUGCCACUAUCUUAAAAUUAUUGGAUGUUGUUCACCCAGCUGCCAAAACUUUGGUAGAUAUUUCAAGAGCACAAGAUUCUGAAGUUGGCGAUGGUACCACCUCGGUCACUAUAUUAGCCAGUGAGUUAAUGAAAGAAGCAAAGCCAUUUUUAGAGGAGGGCAUUUCUUCCCACAUUAUUACGAAAGCCUAUAGAAACGCAUUGAAUUUGUGCAUCAAGAAAAUCAAUGAAUUAGCCGUAGAUAUCACAGCUUCUGGCACUGAGAAUAAAAGAAAUAGACAAUCACUAGAAAAUUGUGCUCGUACUGCAAUGAGUUCUAAGUUAAUCGCUAACAAUGCAGACUUUUUUAUCAAGAUGGUUGUUGAUGCCGUUCUGUCUUUGGAUCCGAAUGACAUGGAUGAGAAAAUGAUUGGUAUCAAGAAAAUACCCGGAGGGUCUAUGGAGGAUUCCCUGUUUGUUGAUGGUGUUGCUUUCCCAAAGACUUUUUCUUAUGCUGGGUUUGAACAACAACCUAAAAAAUUUAAAGCCCCAAAAAUAUUGAGUUUAAACAUUGAGUUAGAAUUGAAGGCUGAAAAGGACAACGCUGAGGUCAGAGUAGAAAAUGUCGAAGAAUACCAGGCUAUUGUUGAUGCUGAAUGGCAAAUUAUUUUAAACAAGUUAAAACAAAUUGAAGCCACUGGUGCUAACAUUGUUUUGUCAAAACUUCCCAUCGGUGAUUUGGCCACACAAUUUUUUGCCGACAGAAAUAUAUUCUGUGCUGGUCGUGUAUCGGAUGAUGAUAUGCAAAGGGUAAUUAAAGCUGUUGGUGGAAGCAUUCAAUCAACCACCACUGAUAUAGACCCACAAACACAUUUAGGUACUUGUUCUACUUUCGAAGAGGUUCAAAUUGGUUCAGAGCGUUAUAAUUUGUUUAAAGGUUGUCCAAACGCAAAGACUUGUACUUUGUUGCUAAGAGGAGGCGCUGAGCAGGUUAUUGCCGAGGUAGAGAGGUCCUUGCAUGACGCAAUUAUGAUUGUUAAAAGGGCAGUUCAAAAUAAAUUAAUUGUCGCGGGUGGUGGUGCCAUUGAAAUGGAAUUGUCUAAAUAUUUGCGUGAUUAUUCCAAAACUAUUGCAGGUAAACAACAAUUGAUAAUUAAUGGAUACGCCAAGGCUUUAGAAAUUAUUCCAAGACAGCUUUCAGAAAAUGCUGGUUUUGAUGCUACUGAUAUUUUAAAUAGAUUAAGAAUGGCACAUAGUAAGGGUGAAAAAUGGUAUGGUGUUGAUUUUUCCAGCGAAAGUGUUGGCGACAAUUUCAAUACGUUUGUUUGGGAGCCAGCUUUGGUUAAAAUAAAUGCCUUAUCAAGUGCCACUGAAGCAGCUAACUUGAUCUUUUCUGUUGACGAGACCAUUACAAAUAAGCAAAAUGACAGUGGCCAAAUCACUGGUAUGAUGCCACCAGGUAGAGGCAGAGGUGUUCCCAUGCAAUGA
Messenger RNA from Saccharomycodes ludwigii, 1662 nucleotides. RefSeq names its product chaperonin-containing T-complex subunit CCT7 (gene CCT7). Gene Ontology annotation, cellular component: chaperonin-containing T-complex. Gene Ontology annotation, biological process: protein folding. The coding region runs from base 1 to 1662 and encodes 553 amino acids. The record is from RefSeq and is a predicted model, not a curated record. The transcript has a single exon. Gene Ontology annotation, molecular function: ATP hydrolysis activity; ATP binding; ATP-dependent protein folding chaperone. Lineage: Eukaryota; Fungi; Ascomycota; Saccharomycetes; Saccharomycodales; Saccharomycodaceae.